Molecule: messenger RNA, 690 nt
Organism: Dentiscutata heterogama
Lineage: Eukaryota; Fungi; Glomeromycota; Glomeromycetes; Diversisporales; Gigasporaceae
Source: the annotation of a GenBank genome assembly
UUGAAACAUGUGAAAAAGGUUGUUCAAGAUGACCUGGAUGAAGGGAUUAUUGGUAAAAAUGAUAUUAGAUUUGUUGCGGGAAAUACUAGAAUCACCAGACCUGCUUUCAAACGUGACAUUUGGGAAGAAUUAAUUCCACGACGCCCAGAAUUAAUUCCACGACGCCCAGAAUUAAUUCCACGAUGCCCAGAAUUAAUUCCACGAUGCCUAGAAUUAAUUCUACUGCGGCGACCACUAACAACUCUGGAAAUGGAUAUUUCUUUUUACAAGAAAUGCAAGGAUGAGUGCUAUUUCCAGUGGGAAACUGAGCCUGAUAACAAUCAUGCAGAAAUUUACGCGGUAGUUCGUGCUCUUGAAACAUGCAAAAAUCAAGAAAAGAACAAGGAUCUUUUUGAGAGAAUUGAUAUUUUAACUUCUAACAGAAUUGGCAAGGUUUACUUUACCUAUAUUCCGGGUCAUAAAGGCGCGGUCGAGAAUAAGAAUGCUGAUAGAUUAGCUAAAAAAGGUGCAACAAUUAGCAUGCAUGAAAAGAAAAAAUUAUCACCGUAUAAUAGGUUUAUGAAAUUCAAUCUCCCAAUAAUUAAAAGAAAUAAUCCAGAAUUAGAUCAUAACGCAGCAGUUAAAUUAGUAGCAUCCAUGUGGAAAGAUUCAAUUAACAAUCCAAAAAAUGAUUUUACCAAAUAUUUGUAA